UCCAGAGUCUUCUAUAUCCAGAUCCGGCUAUCGUCAGCGAAAAGUCCACCGCUAGUUCAGGAUGAUCCUUUCUAAGACGCUUCUAGCCGUUCUAUUGACGGUCACCAGCCAUCUAGCUGGUGCCGUACCCACUGUUCAAUCUCGUCAGAAUGCCAGAAGUUACAACUUGCCUCUGACGUGGAAUUCGUACGGUUUCUUAUCCCAAAUCUCUGUGGGAACACCUCCCCAGAAGCUCCCUGUCUUUGUCGACUGGACAUGGGUUGGGCAAUACCUCCUCACGACUUUGUGCCAUGGCAAUUCAAGUAACACGUACGACUGUCUCGCUACGCAGCAACCCUUGUUCAACCAGUCAUUGUCUUCGUCAUUCCGCAACCUCACCUCUCGGUACGGGGACCUGUCCUGGGACCCGAACCACUUCUUCUUCUGGAAGCCCUUGACUGUCGAUAUCAGUUCCGACAUUGUCACCGUUGGUCCUAGCAGCACACGCAUGAUCAUUCAAGCUGCAGACUUCCAGUUCAAUGAGACAGCAGCCGCUUUCCCAUUCGCUGGAGUCUAUGGACUGUCUCCAGUUUUCAAAACCGACAACAAAACUACAGAAUCCCCAUUCUACCAAGCCUGGCGCGCAGGAGAUUGGCCUGAGCCAUACGUUGCUUUCCACUAUUGCUACAAUGGCUCUGUGGAUACCAACAAGACCACUUGUGGCGGCCAUGAUGGUCUCCAGACACUUGGCGGUUACAACUCUAGACUCGUCAAGGGCAGCGUGACAUGGUACGAUGUCAUCCAAUUCCCAGAAGUUAACGUGGUCGAUUUCGUCUACAACCCCGCUCUAUUGGAAUACUGGGCCGUUGGCCUCACUCAAUUCAGCAUCGGCGACGAGGUGCAGCCAUUGAACACCACAGUUGGAUCUGCUGCCGUCUUUGACCAUGCCAGUUACGGACGUGGUGCUCCCAUGUCCGUCAACGCGUACCAGAAGCUAAUCAACCUCAGCGGUGCUACGCCAAUCAAGCUCGACUCGCCUCCCAACAAUGGUAACCAGUCGUGGUACCAGAUCGACUGCAACAAAACCCAGUCGCUCCCCCCUCUGAAGUACCAAUUCUCGGGAUCAAGUAAGGUCUGGGAGAUUAUUCCAUCUAACUAUGUUGAGAAGCUCGACAAUGGCGUCUGCGUUCUCAACGUUCGGACCCUUGGUGACGGUGAUUGGGUUAUUGGCAAUUUUGGAGAGACCUUCUCCAAGGACAAGUACGUUAUCUUCGACUUUGAGAAGCUGAAGGUUGGUCUGGCGGACCUUAACUGGAGAUGAAGGUGGAAUUGUGUUUUCUUCUACGUGUGGUUUUCUUAACUAUUGGUGACAUGUAUGAGAAAAGACAAGAUUGAUGUAUUCUUUGUUGCAUAGAUGAAUUUUAUAUAGAAUCUUAUAGACGGCAUAUGAGCAUACAAUAUACGCAG
This is a messenger RNA of Paecilomyces variotii, 1446 nucleotides long. Its product is annotated as aspartic protease. Bases 62 to 1300 code for a protein of 412 amino acids. The record is from RefSeq and is a predicted model, not a curated record. NCBI's taxonomy places the organism in Eukaryota, Fungi, Ascomycota, Eurotiomycetes, Eurotiales, Thermoascaceae. Gene Ontology annotation, molecular function: aspartic-type endopeptidase activity. Gene Ontology annotation, biological process: proteolysis. The transcript has 2 exons.